Messenger RNA from Astrephomene gubernaculifera, 3074 nucleotides. The record is from the annotation of a GenBank genome assembly. NCBI's taxonomy places the organism in Eukaryota, Viridiplantae, Chlorophyta, Chlorophyceae, Chlamydomonadales, Astrephomenaceae.
AGGUCACUCCGCUGGCUGCCGCGGAGCUGCUCAGCCUUGCCGUGGAUCCAGCCACUGGAACCCUACUAUACCAGGCCCCCGACCUGGUCCGCAUGGAGGCUCUGCUGCUGCACUACUGCGACUGGCGGGUGCGUGCGCCCUCGGCGCUCUCAUUCCUGCAGAACUUCCUUGCAGCAGCAGCAGCCGCAGCAGCAACCGGGUCUGCCGCUGCUCCUUGCUUCUGUGGCAGCAGCAGCUCCUGUGUCUCCUGCUGCUGCACUGGCAUGAGCUGCGGCGGUGGGAGCGGCGGCGGCAGCAGGGAGGGGGAUGCUGCCGGGGCCUGGGAUGCAGCGCUGGCGGAGGCGGCGUACAGGUUGCUGGACGUGUCCCUGCUGCAGCAGCUGCCCCUCGCUUUCGGCCCCAGCACCACCGCCCUCGCCUGCCUGCUACUCGCGGAGCAACAGCUGCUGCUCCUGCCAGCAGCACCCAAGACGGCGGCACAGGCAGCAACAGCGGCAACGGGUGCAGCAGCUACUGCCGUACAGUUCGUUUCGGGGGUUUCCCUGGCCCAUUUGGCGCCCGGUCUGUUUGAGUGUAUGGAGCUGCUGAGUCGACGCCAACAACACAGCUGGAAUUGAUUGGGUCAAUUGAGCCUUAGCAUCCAAACCAGGCGAGCUUGGCAACGAUGUGAGCGAAGAGCGGCAGCAGUACUUGCACAGAGUAUGAUCGCUAGCUGGGGGCAUUUCGUCACCCGUUCCUGGUUUCGGUAGCAGCUGCCUGGCGUGCACAGCUGAUGCAUCGCCGUACGAAGCAACCUCCGUAACAGCUGGCCUAGUUGUUGUUGCUGCAACGGAACCCGUGGGUCUCUUUUUUCUACCAAUCUUAUGACAUUUAGGCCGCUUUAGUACGGUUGUACAAAAGCAGUAGCAGUUGUUUUUAGGUUCUUAGCCAGAAGUUUUAGGUUUGAUUUGCAGCGAAUCUCUUUGCACUGUUUCAUUAGGCUAGCUAGUGAGAAGCUAGAUACCAAGCUAUAUUUGCUAGAGAAUAGCUGUUAGGUAACUACAUCGCUGUAGAUCCGGCGCCCUUGGUGUUAUCCGGCAGAUAAUCGACUGCAAGGGUGCUUAGGAAUGUUAGGAGGAAGACGGGUAUGGAGGAGCGAAACACCGGAGGAAGCAAGGAGGAGCGUAGCGGCACCAUGGCGAGGAGGAGGACUAGGAGCACCAGUAAACUGCGAGCACUGUUGUGAGUGAAUUGGAGUGGCAAGCUCUUUCUGCGUGCGUGUGCGUUGUGUCGCGGCUUUGUAUCAACCGCGCGUUGUUUCCCUCUGCAUGGAAGACACAUCAUCGCCAUGCACGAUGUUUGGGGUUUCUCACUGAAACCUUGCAGCUUGUUGGCUGCCAUUCGUUGCUGCUGUGUUGCUGGCCCAGUGAACUCUUUGGCACGCAUUUGCCGCCUGCCUCGCUCUUUGGGUGUUCGGGGAAACAAAGCGUAAGGCCGGUAGGACGCGGGGCAUGGAUAGCUCACUACACACGGCGGGGUAUCUGUGAGCGGGCAAGCUACGUGCCAAGGGGGUCACUUCCCAUCACCCUGCACUGCGCUGCUGCAAACGGAAUACCUGUCCACGCAUUGCUCCGGCGGGUAAGUAUCGUGACUAUCAAUCCCUGUCGGGUCGGGCUCCCUAAGUUGUGGAUGGGACGGGGCAUGAAAGAUGAUUUGUGGGUGGGAGUGCAUGCGUGGGCUAUCUGUGUCGCCAGAAAUGGCUUCUGUUGAGCCAUUGUCGUGCCCCUGUUGUAUUCAGAUCAAUUAACUUUGUGCCGUGUUGGUUCUUGCCGCCCCGCCAUUAUAACGUUGUUUGCGUCCCUAACCUCUGCAGUUCAACCAAGUGGUGCCCCGCUUAAGAGCUGCGGGGCGUUUGGUUUUGAAUGGGUACUGCACUUACAAUUCCAGUAGGGGAUUAUUCGUUAUGAGGAUUGCUUUACAUUGGUUAAUGGCUGCAGUAGCUGGGUUAGACAGGUCCUUCGGCGUCGUUCUUGGUUGUCAUUUAGAUAGCUAGAUAGGUAGGUAGAUUGGUAGUUAAAUGGCAGUGGUAUCCUUGCUUGUUGAUUGCAUCUGUUGGCGCAAUAGCGUCGAGUCAUGCAGUUGCGUGCGCAGUACAACUUGGGUUACAAUCAAGUUGCUGCCAAGCCAGGAAGAUUGCGUUGUUUGCAAGUAGUGAAGCGUACAGCGAAAAGAGGCCGGCCGCAUAAACGGUGGACCUUAUCUGGUGGGUUGUAGAUACGUCUGCAUUCGGUCUCUGGAGAUCCAAGCCCGAGGUUUCCUGUGUUUCGCUGGUGGUAGCAGUGGUGAUAAAACCUGACGCUGUCGCUCCUGAUAUGUCUUGCUGCUGUGAGGGGCUGCAUUUACUCGUAACCGCUGGGUUUCAUGGCAUAACACAGGGUUCCGGUAUGUUUUGCCUGCGCGCUCUGUUGUCGGCGGUGUUAAUGUGGUUCAGGUCAGCACGGAUGGGGUGUGGGCUUACACCUAACUAAGAUUGAUGACGACCCCGCUUGCCGCCAGCCCCGGUGGAGAGAAGUAGUGGUAAUGGUUGGGAAUUGCGGAAAGGAUGGGGGCGUCUAAUUCGGAUCGGUCGACCGGGCUGCAACAUAUAUCCAACCGCCCCCAUGUUCUUUUCUGUUGGUUGUUAUUUCAUGGUUAAUCAGUUGGCUUUGGUUGUUAAUUUCUACUAGCUACCUUGUUUGUUAGCUGGUUUACAGUGUUUGCGUAGGGGUGCUUGUUCUUGGGUACAUCGCCAAGUCGAGCGGUGGUACUCGUGCGGUUGUUGUCAGGUGGUUAAGUUCGUUCGUGUUCGUUGGUUGCCGUUUCUUUAGUUGUCGGCUACGCCGUUCCUAUUGUAUGGUUAAGUUGUCAGUUGUCCGCUGGGUGCAAGUGCGUGUAUUGCUUGUUGCAGUGCACCGCGGUUGGCAUUUUUGUUUUGGGCAAGGGGUGUUGUUGUGUUCGUCCAUUGUCACACCAAAACCGCAGUGUACAGGAGCUAAGAAUAAUUAAAGUGCGGACGAAAACGCGCCAAAUAGAUGUGAGACAGCAAAGAGGACGGU